AUGAGCAGUAACCGUCCCUUCUUCUCCAAUUUCUGGGCCACUUUCCGUGCCCACUCCGCCGCACUGCCCAAGUCAAAUCCGUCCAUAUCGACGACUUCCUCGGCCGCUGCAGCAGUCGGUACUUCACACUCUCAAACCGUCUGGUCUUCGACUUCGACGACAAAUCCUUCCCAAUCUUCUUCUAAUGCCGCUUCGGCGCCUCGUGCUAUCAAUUCCAAGUCGGCUAAUUCCAACCAACCCACCACCACUCCUGCUCGACGAAACCGCAGAGGCUCUGACAGCAGCUCCGAAGGUGGCAUGGGGUAUAGAGAUGUUCUUGGAGCCGAGAAGUGGUACAUUGGCGGCAGGACUGCUGCAGGCGAAGAGAGAUUCUACAAGCUCAGCAUGGUACGCCGUGACACGAGUGCUGAUCGCCUCAGCGCUGACAGGCUGAGCCUCUGA
Molecule: messenger RNA, 441 nt
Organism: Aureobasidium melanogenum CBS 110374
Lineage: Eukaryota; Fungi; Ascomycota; Dothideomycetes; Dothideales; Saccotheciaceae
Exons: 2
Coding region: 1-441 (146 amino acids)
Source: RefSeq, a predicted model, not a curated record